Messenger RNA from Yamadazyma tenuis ATCC 10573, 1373 nucleotides. RefSeq names its product adenylosuccinate synthase (gene ADE12). NCBI's taxonomy places the organism in Eukaryota, Fungi, Ascomycota, Pichiomycetes, Serinales, Debaryomycetaceae. The record is from RefSeq and is a predicted model, not a curated record. Gene Ontology annotation, biological process: IMP metabolic process; 'de novo' AMP biosynthetic process. Gene Ontology annotation, cellular component: cytoplasm. Gene Ontology annotation, molecular function: adenylosuccinate synthase activity; GTP binding.
GGUUUUUUGGUUUAACGGUUUCAAUCGUUCAAGAAUAAGCGAAAUAUAUUAUAAUGUUGGACGUCGUUUUAGGCUCCCAAUGGGGGGAUGAAGGUAAAGGAAAGUUGGUGGACAUUUUAUGUGACGACAUCGAUGUUUGUGCUAGAUGUCAAGGAGGUAAUAACGCCGGGCAUACCAUCGUUGUAGAUGGAGUCAAAUACGAUUUCCACUUGUUGCCCUCAGGAUUGGUCAACCCUAAAUGCUUGAACUUGAUUGGUUCGGGUGUGGUUGUCCAUGUCCCUUCUUUAUUCGAAGAGUUGGAAAACUUGGAGAAAAAGGGCUUAUUCUGCAGAGACAGAUUAUUCAUAUCUUCCAGAUGUCAUUUGGUAUUUGACUUCCAUCAAAGAACUGAUAAGUUGAAGGAAGCCGAAUUAUCUGCCACCAAGAAAUCGAUCGGUACCACCGGUAAAGGAAUUGGUCCUACUUAUUCCACCAAGGCUUCCAGAUCUGGUAUUAGAGUCCACCAUUUGGUGAGCGAAGAGCCUGGUGCUUGGGAUGAGUUCAAGGUUAGAUACCAACGUUUGGUUGAGUCGCGUUACAAGCGUUACGGGGACUUUGACUAUGAUGUGGAAUCUGAAUUAAAGAAGUACGAAGGAUACCGUGAAUUGUUAAAGCCGUUUGUGGUGGAUGCGGUUGACUUUGUUCACAAGGCCAUUGCUGACGACAAAAAGAUUUUGGUGGAAGGUGCCAACGCAUUGAUGUUGGAUCUUGACUACGGUACUUACCCAUACGUGACUUCUUCUGCCACUGGAAUUGGUGGUGUGUUGACUGGUUUAGGUGUUCCUCCUAGAACUAUCAACAACGUUUAUGGGGUGGUAAAGGCCUACACUACCAGAGUUGGUGAAGGUCCAUUUCCAACUGAGCAGUUGAAUGAAGUUGGUGAAACCUUGCAAGAUGUGGGUGCCGAAUUCGGUGUUACUACUGGUAGAAAGAGAAGAUGUGGAUGGUUAGACUUGGUUGUCUUGAAGUAUUCCAAUUUAAUCAACGGCUACACUGCUUUGAACAUCACUAAAUUGGACGUGUUGGACAAGUUCAAGGAUAUCAAGGUUGGUGUUUCUUACUCGUACAAGGGUAAGACCUUGUCGAGUUUCCCCGAGGAUUUGACUCUUUUGGGUAAGGUUGAAGUAGAGUAUGUGACUUUACCAGGUUGGGAAACUGAUAUCACCAAGGUCAAGAACUAUGAUGAUUUGCCAGAAAACGCCAAAAAGUACUUGGACUAUAUCGAGACUUUUGUUGGUGUGCCUGUGAAAUGGGUGGGUACUGGUCCUGCUCGUGACUCUAUGUUGAAGAAACACUAGAUAUAUAGAGAAUGAUAUAAAUACACGUUCCGUUUA